UUUUAUCAUUCUGUGGCCAUGACAAAUGUAUUUACUUUUCUCAUAGGUAUGAAAAUGGCUUCUCAAAAUGUUGCAAUGGGAAUUUUCGUCUUCUCCCAGAUUACAGUGGGAAUGCUUGGCAAUUCUUCAAUACUAUUUUAUUAUGUGAUUUUGAUGGUCUCUGGGAAGAAUUUGAUGCCCAAAGACCUAAUUAUAGAGCACUUGACAUUUGCCAACUGCUUGUCUAUCAUCUCAAGAGGUAUUCCACAGACACUAGCAGAUUAUGGACUUAAAGAUUUCCUGGAUGACAUUGGAUGUAAAUUGAUAGUAUAUAUAUACAGAAUAACAAGGGGGAUGUCCCUGUAUGCUAUGUGCCUACUGAGUUGCUUCCAAGCAAUCACAAUUAGCUCCAGAAACUCCAGGUGGAUGAUGCUUAAACACAGAGCCAUCAAGUACAUUGGUCCUUCAUGCUCAGUCAGUUGGCUUGUACAUGUGCUUCUAAACAUCUUGACUCCAGCAAGAGUGUCAGGCCCCAGUCACAAGAAAAAUGUGACUUACAUAAUGAGUUAUGGGUCAUAA
This is a messenger RNA of Grammomys surdaster, 558 nucleotides long. RefSeq names its product vomeronasal type-1 receptor 4-like. Gene Ontology annotation, biological process: G protein-coupled receptor signaling pathway. Lineage: Eukaryota; Metazoa; Chordata; Mammalia; Rodentia; Muridae. The record is from RefSeq and is a predicted model, not a curated record. Gene Ontology annotation, cellular component: membrane. Gene Ontology annotation, molecular function: pheromone receptor activity. The transcript has 2 exons. The annotation marks the transcript as partial.